Molecule: messenger RNA, 2742 nt
Organism: Hevea brasiliensis (rubber tree)
Lineage: Eukaryota; Viridiplantae; Streptophyta; Magnoliopsida; Malpighiales; Euphorbiaceae
Product: protein ENHANCED DISEASE RESISTANCE 2
Exons: 21
Coding region: 374-2551 (725 amino acids)
Molecular function (GO): lipid binding
Source: RefSeq, a predicted model, not a curated record
UACAGAGAGAAAACGAAAACAAAAGCACAGAAACAGAAAGAGUGACACAGAAGGAGAAAGAGACAGAGAGCGAAAACCAAGAGAAAAUUUAAAAAAAAAAAAUUGAAUGCAUUUUCAAUUCCUAUGAUUGCUACUCCAAUUUCAAUUCCUGGGAUUUGAUCUCUUGCCUCUUUCAAAUUCUCUCAUUUCCUCUGCAUCCCUUCACGGGGAUCACAUGCAGAGGAUCAUACUCACAGGCCAUUUCUUUAUUUCUUGAAUCCAUAUAUUUACGUCAUAUACAUUCACAUAUAUAUAUAUAGUUACACACUAUCUUGUACGCAACUGGGAAUUGGGUUUCUUGAGAUUUGGAGAUUUUUUUUUUUUUUUUAUAGAGAUGGAUGUUUCCCAAGAUAAAGAAAUAAUGGAAGGGUGGUUGUAUCUUAUUCGUUAUAAUCGGAUUGGGUUACAGUACUCUAGGAAACGCUACUUUGUUCUUGAAGAUCACGUUCUUAAGAGCUUCAAGGCUAUACCUGCUUCUAAAGAUGAGGAUCCUGUUAGAAGUGCAAUUGUUGAUUCCUGCAUUCGGGUCACAGAUAAUGGGAGAGAGAGCAUUCAUAGAAAAGUGUUCUUCAUAUUUACACUUUAUAAUACGUCUAAUCACAGUGAUCAACUUAAGUUGGGAGCAAGCAGUCCUGAGGAAGCAGCAAGGUGGAUACAUUCCAUUCAAGAAGUAGCUUUAAAGGGUGGCCAGAAUGUUGUUGGUUGUUCGAAGAGCAGUUGGCAGUCCUUUAGAUUGAGUGGUUCCAGUCGUGUAAAUCACAACAAACCAAUAGACUGGACUCUUUGUUCUUUCACGCAUAGUGAUCCAGUGACAGAUGUUAUUGCACCUUCACCUUGGACAAUCUUUGGGUGUCAGAAUGGUUUACGUCUCUUUAAAGAAGCAAAAGACAGGGAUUCUCAUGGGAAGUGGGAUGAUCAUCCUGCAAUAAUGGCUGUAGGCGUGGUUGACGGAGCCUCAGAAGCCAUUUUCCAAACUCUUAUGUCACUUGGUCCUUCAAGAUCAGAAUGGGACUUCUGCUUCUACAAGGGCAGUGUAGUAGAGCACCUUGAUGGUCACACUGAUAUUGUUCACAAGAAGUUGUAUAAUGAUUGGUUGCCUUGGGGAAUGAAACGAAGAGAUUUUUUGUUGCGGCGUUACUGGAGGAGGGAAGAUGAUGGAACAUAUGUUAUUCUCUACCAUUCUGUGUUUCACAAGAAGUGUCCACCCCAGAAAGGCUAUGUUCGUGCCUGCCUUAAAAGUGGAGGAUAUGUCAUAUCUCCUGUGAACCAAGGGAAACGAUCUGUAGUAAAGCACAUGCUUGCUAUUGACUGGAAAUUCUGGAAAUCAUAUCUGCGAACUUCUUCAGCUCGAUCUAUUACCAUCCGGAUGCUUGGGAGAGUUGCUGCAUUGCGGGAGUUGUUCAGUGCAAAACUGGGAAAUUGUCCUUCAUCUGAUUUUUCAUCAGGAGAGUUGGCAAGAAAUAUUAAGCUGCAUCAGAUUGAAGAGGACAGGAAGGGAGAUGAUGGGAAAACUAAGGAAUAUCUAAGUGAAGAGGUAGAUAAGGCUCCUUCUGAAUCUGAACAUGCCAGUCUAGUAGGACUAAAUGAUGCUUCAGAUGAGUUUUUUGAUGUUCCAGAACCCUCAGACUGUGAACAUACAGAGAAUGGCUGGAGCUAUGAUUUUGGUCAUGAAAUAUACUCUCAGGACGUACGCCAACCUAAGUUGUCCACUGCUGCUAGUUUUGUGAAGAAAUUGCAUGAUCUGGCUGUUCAAAAGAGGGGUUAUGUGGACUUGCAAGAGAUGGCAAGGGAAGACAGUAUGUUGUGCUGCUAUGGAACUACUCUUCCAAAAGAUCCAACUUGUACUAUGCUUUCCAGUUGGACAGCAGCUGAUCCUUCUAGCUUUUUGAUCCGUGGAAAGAAUUACCUUGAAGACCAGAAGAAGGUUAAGGCAAAAGGCACUUUGAUGCAGAUGGUUGGUGCAGACUGGCUAAAAUCUGACAAACGAGAAGAUGACCUUGCAGGUCGUUCAGGGAGCAUUGUUCAAAAAUAUGCUGCGCAUGGUGGACCAGAGUUCUUCUUCAUUAUAAAUAUACAAGUCCCAGGUUCAACUACGUAUAGCCUUGCCCUAUACUAUAUGAUGACUACACCUUUGGAAGAUGCACCCUUGCUAGAGAGUUUUGUCAAGGGGGAUGAUACAUAUAGAAAUUCAAGGUUUAAGCUCAUACCUUACAUAUCUAAGGGUUCAUGGAUUGUUAAGCAGAGUGUGGGAAAGAAAGCAUGUUUGAUUGGUCAAGCACUGGAAAUUAAUUAUUUUCAUGGAACGAACUACCUGGAGCUUGGAGUCAACAUUGGGUCAUCAACAGUUGCGAGGGGCGUGGUCAGUCUUGUUCUCGGUUACCUCAGCAAUCUGGUGAUUGAGAUGGCAUUUUUGAUACAGGCAAAUACAGGAGAGAAGCUACCAGAGUAUCUUAUUGGAACCUGCAGGCUUAACCAUCUGGAUGCCUCCAAAGCAGUUUUAUUGAAUUCAUGAUUAUCUAUCAGUGUCAUAUUCAGUUCCUUAAGAGGGCUCAAGAAGCAUUUUCCUUGGAAACUAACUUUGAAAAUCAUUCUUUUAUUCAAGUAUUGGCCUCAACCCUGUAAUGCUGUAAAUACCAUUAGAGUUGAUAGCCAAUCUUUGUAAAGAUGCUAUUCGAAGUUAGAGCUCUUUCUUCAAUUUGGUUA